CUACUUUUUUCUGAAGACUUGUGUUGUGUUCACAUUAGAAAAGAUGAAAGAGUAAAGGGGGGGUUUAAAAAACCCUAUUCUUGAUUUAUUUUUUGUUACCCUUCUUGGAAUGGAGCUGAAGAAGGAGAGGUUUGUAAGGUUCUACUCUGGUGAAAAGCAACAAGGUAGUUUUUUGGGAGGAAAAGCAGACAGUUCGAAUGUAGAGAAAAAAUUCUCAUCACCAUUAUUGAACUCUGAUGGCAGAUAUAAAGUCAUUGAUACUCUUAAGUUUGAGAGGCCUAAGAAGGUCUAUCCCGAGGACCAUGAGUCCUGGAGGAAGCGAAUACUUGAUCCGGGGAGUGACCUUGUAAUCCAGUGGAAUAGAAUUUUUAUUAUAUCAUGCUUGCUGGCACUGUUUGUUGACCCAUUGUAUUUCUUUUUGCCCAUCAUACAAGGAACUAAAGAGUCGAGUUGUGUGAAAACAGAUUUGAAUUUGCGAAUUGUUGUCACCAUUUUCCGAACUGUAGCAGAUUUUUUCUAUCUAUUACAUGUGUUCAUUAAGUUCCGGACUGCUUAUGUUGCGCCAAAUACAAGGGUAUUUGGGAAGGGUGAGCUUGUCAUGGAUCCUGGAAAGAUUGCUCGAAGAUAUUUAAAAUCCGAUUUUUUCAUCGAUCUGAUUGCAACUCUUCCUCUACCUCAGAUAGUUAUCUGGUUCAUUAUACCAGCAACAAGAAGCCAUCAUGCUAAUCAUAACAAUAAUGCUCUUGCGCUGAUUGUCCUAAUCCAAUACAUUCCCAGAUUAUAUCUUAUAUUUCCAUUAAGUUCACAGAUUAUCAAAGCUACUGGAGUUGUCACAAAAACUGCUUGGGCAGGGGCUGCAUAUAAUCUACUUCUCUACAUGUUGGCAAGUCAUGUUAUAGGGGCUGCAUGGUAUUUGCUGUCAAUUGAUCGAUAUACUUCUUGCUGGAAAUCGAUAUGCCGAAAGGAAGACAGCUCUACGCAGUGCGUUCUUCGCUACUUGGAUUGUGAUACUUUUGACCAAAAUGCUCGUAAGAGUUGGGCGAAUAUCACCAAGGUAUUUGAAAGUUGUGAUCCAGAUGGGGAUAGUACUUUUAAAUAUGGAAUAUUUGAAAGCGCAGUUAAAAAGGAUGUCGUCUCCUCAAGUUUUAUCGCAAAGUACUUCUAUUGCUUGUGGUGGGGCUUACAACAGCUAAGUUCUUAUGGGCAGAAUUUGUCAACGAGUACAUUUAUCGGGGAGACAUCCUUUGCUAUACUUAUUGCAAUUUUGGGUCUGGUUUUGUUCGCACACCUUAUUGGGAAUAUGCAGACAUACUUGCAGUCUUUGACGUUGAGGCUCGAGGAAUGGAGACUCAAGAGAAGAGAUACUGAAGAGUGGAUGAAGCAUCGUCAACUUCCUGAAGAUUUGAGAAAGCGGGUUAGACGUUUUGAUCAAUAUAAAUGGGUUGCUACUAGAGGAGUAGAUGAAGAGACAAUUUUGCAUGGCUUGCCUACUGAUCUUCGUCGGGACAUCCAACGUCAUCUUUGCCUGGACCUUGUCCGAAGGGUUCCAUUUUUCUCCCAAAUGGAUGAUCAAUUACUUGAUGCAAUAUGCGAACGUCUAGUCUCCUCGUUAAGCACAGAAGGCACUUAUAUCGUCCGUGAAGGAGAUCCAGUCACGGAAAUGUUGUUUAUUAUCAGAGGUAGGCUUGAGAGUUCUACAACAAAUGGUGGUCGGACUGGUUUCUUCAAUUCCAUUACAUUAAGGCCUGGAGAUUUUUGUGGAGAGGAGCUACUCGCUUGGGCUUUGCUUCCGAAAUCAACAUUGAACUUGCCUUCUUCGACCAGAACAGUCAGGGCGCUCGUUGAAGUAGAAGCGUUCGCAUUGAGAGCGGAAGAUCUCAAGUUUGUCGCCAACCAAUUUAGACGCCUUCAUAGCAAGAAGCUCCAGCAUACAUUUCGGUUCUACUCUCACCAUUGGCGCACAUGGGCAGCCUGUUUCAUACAGGCUGCAUGGAGACGACACAAGCGGAGAACAAUGGCAAAAGAUCUUGCAGCACUGGAAUCAUUUUCUCUGGAUGAGAGUAUGGUCGAUGAAACAGAGCAAAAUGAGGAGCAUGAUCAAGGUAACGAUAGCUCAAAUCCGUCCCCGAGAAUAUCACACCUCGGAGUCACAAUAUUGGCUUCAAGAUUUGCUGCUAACACAAGAAGAGGAGCUCAAAAGCUUAAAGAUGUACGACUGCCUAAGUUACAGAAACCUGAAGAGCCUGACUUUUCAGCUGAGCCUGAUGACUAGAUUACGACUAGUAGUUUCAUUGAGAUAUCGAUGCGAUGACCAACUCUGAGAUUGAAGUUUUCUGCGAUACAUUCUUACACUCGAGUAUCAUCGUUGUACAUGUGGAACACGCAUUCCUGAAAGAUAAUAAUAUUGUAAGAGGGGGAACUUUUGGCAAGGGAAUGUGGUUUUUUUUUCCCUUCCAUUUUGGUUAAUGUAAUUGUAUUUAAGAUUUAGUUUUUUCCAGUAGCAGGAUGCUAAUAUGUACUUGUAUAAACUCAAAUAUCUGAAGUCAUUUGUAAAAACUUAGUUGCUAGUUC
Solanum dulcamara is the source of this 2571-nucleotide messenger RNA. RefSeq names its product cyclic nucleotide-gated ion channel 17-like. The record is from RefSeq and is a predicted model, not a curated record. Gene Ontology annotation, molecular function: monoatomic ion channel activity. The transcript has 7 exons. Gene Ontology annotation, biological process: monoatomic ion transport; transmembrane transport. Gene Ontology annotation, cellular component: membrane. Lineage: Eukaryota; Viridiplantae; Streptophyta; Magnoliopsida; Solanales; Solanaceae. The coding region runs from base 110 to 2272 and encodes 720 amino acids.